GAGGGAGAAUCAGUUUGAAGAGGAGCCGCGGGAGUUAAUGUGCGUCACUACUCUGACCUCUUCGCAUAAAAACUUGUCAUAUUUUCUCGUGUACAUCGACCGUGGGAGCGAUUCAUGUGUUUAAGCGUCAAAAUGAAGAUAUUGUUUUAGUUUUACAGGGGUCUACUGGUUGGGGAUCUAAUUACUGAACGCCGGUUGAUGGUCUUUCCAGCGGGGGCAGCUGUGCAUGCUGUCCGGGAGAAAGUUAGUAGUUAACUCCGUGGAACUUCCUCUGGAAACAUUCCUCUUUCGAAACCUGCGUGUUGCUCGCUGGUGUUUUGUAACUGUUGAACUAGAAAUGGUUGGCAGGUUAAACUUGCCAAAUGUUUGUGAAGGAGAGCCACUGGAUAUGAGCUACAGGGCUGAGAGAGGACUUGACAGCCCGGACUCUGGUUUACCGCCGAGUCCGAGCCCCAGCGCCUGGCUGCUGCCUGCGAGUGCAGACAAAGCCAGGGGCGUGAGCCCGGAGUCCGAGGACGAGGGACGGGGUUCCCUGGUUUCAGUUUUACCCUCUGGAUCUGCCCCGCUGCUUCACCCGCUGUCUUUUGGUGAAGGCAUAGCCCUGGAUCCAUUACCACCAAAAGAGAUAAGAUACAUCUCAUCCCUGCACUACAACUCAGACCGCCACUUCAUCCAGGAUCUGGCUCUGCAGCCUUCAGGGCAGGGCCUUGAACACUGCAGGCAGACUAUCAUGGCUCUGCCCCACAGCACCUGGCGUCACUAUAAAACACAGCUAGAUUUCCAGCCCCGCCAUCGGCUUGAGCGCUUCAAGAGCACCACCAUCAUCUACCCCAAGAAAACCAGUGCUGUUUUCACCACAGAGCUGAGCUAUGACUGCCACCGGCUGUCCAGGCGUUUCCUCUCCAGUGUGGAGCUGGAGACAGUUGGCCAGAGAAAGCUACCUCAGUGAGGGAGGGGCCAGGUGAUUGGGGACAGACGAGGUUUGGUCAUUUCCAUGACCCUGCACUGUGGUUCCCUUGAAGUUGGCUGCCAGUCACCUGCUGUGUUGUAUGUUUGCAUUUGUGUAGGCCAUUAUCCUUUUCAGUACCUAUCCUAAGCUGACGGCUAGAAGCAUCUGUGCUGUGAUGUUACAGGGAACAGUAAUGUAUGUGUGUGCUUAAUUUGAACAAUGAGGCCUGUUUCAGUUCAUAGAAUUUAAUCAAAGGGAGUUUUUUAUGAUGCUAACACAAUAGUGUUUAAACAACUGGCAUGUAAAGGAGAGGAAGGGUGAAUAAAUGUGGGGCUGGAUUUUGAGUGCAUGUGAACAGAUCUAUAAAUUAUCCACACUGUACAAAGGAGGUGAAAAUACCUAACACAUGUUUAGAUUCUUGUGUAUUUCUGCACAUAGCACCAGCUAAGCUUUUCCCAAGCCUGAUUUAUUAUAUAUGAUGGUAAUGUCGUUAGAUUAAGGGACCUUUUUUGUUCAUUAUGAAGUGGUUAGUGACCAUGGUGUUACUGAGAACUGGGUUGACUUUUUAUCGCUCACUAACUAUUGAAAUGAACAAGCUGCAUUCCACUGCUAUCACUUUCUUUGGCUGAAUUUAAAUUGUAUUUAUUUUGUUUGAGUUUUAAGAGAAUUUAUUAGCUGAUUAACGGGUCUCUUAUUGUUGUGGCCAUGGACAUAUUUGUGAGGCCCCUUUAUGUCUUUUAUAGAUUUACCUGUUGAUGCUUCUUCUUAAAAGUUAGUCACUUAUCCAGUACCAAUUUGAAAUAAAGUGUGUGGUAGUUCA
Messenger RNA from Solea senegalensis (Senegalese sole), 1769 nucleotides. RefSeq names its product refilin-B-like. Gene Ontology annotation, molecular function: filamin binding. Gene Ontology annotation, cellular component: actin filament bundle. The coding region runs from base 227 to 949 and encodes 240 amino acids. The transcript has 3 exons. The record is from RefSeq and is a predicted model, not a curated record. Gene Ontology annotation, biological process: actin filament bundle organization; negative regulation of bone mineralization involved in bone maturation; negative regulation of chondrocyte development. NCBI's taxonomy places the organism in Eukaryota, Metazoa, Chordata, Actinopteri, Pleuronectiformes, Soleidae.